UUGGCAGUUUCCUGUGGAAAGCGCAGAACCAGGUUUUCUCUCGUUCCGCUCUCUGACUCCGAGAUAGAAAGUGUUUCAUCCCCAAGGCAUAUUCCACGAUCCUCCCUUCGAUUGUUGAUUUAUUCCCUUCUUCCUCCGAUUUCAAUUCUGUUUUUAAUUCUUCUUUCAAGUUCUUCUCCAUCACCGCCGAUUACACUCAUCCAAGAUGCAUUCCAAUCACUUGCUUCUCGAGGAGCCUAUUCGCAUGGCCUCCAUCCUUGAGCCAUCCAAGGCUAGUUUCUUUCCUGCUAUGACCAAGAUCGUUGGGACUCUUGGUCCAAGGUCUCGAUCUGUUGAGAUAAUCUCUGGUUGUCUGAAGGCUGGAAUGUCGGUUGCUCGUUUCGACUUUUCAUGGGGUAACCCUGAAUAUCAUCAGGAGACUUUGGAAAAUUUGAAAGCGGCCGUGAAGAUCACCAAGAAGCUUUGCGCUGUUAUGCUUGACACAGUUGGCCCUGAGUUGCAAGUAAUAAAUAAAACCGAGAAAUCCAUUUCACUUCAGGAAGAUGCCAUAGUCGUCCUUACACCCAAUCAAGAUCUUGAGGCGACUUCAGAGCUCUUGCCUAUUAACUUUACAGGACUUUCAAAGGCUGUGAAGAAAGGAGACACUAUUUUCGUGGGUCAGUACCUUUUCACUGGAAGUGAAUCAACUUCUGCAUGGCUUGAGGUAUCUGAAGUCAAAGGCGAUGAUGUUGUUUGUGUAAUUAAGAACUCUGCCACUUUGGCUGGAUCACUGUUCACUUUGCAUGGCUCUCAAAUUCAUAUUAAUCUUCCUACACUUUCUGAGGAGGAUAAGGAGGUUAUUUCUAGUUGGGGAGUGCAAAACAAAAUUGAUUUCCUCUCAUUAUCAUAUACUAGACAUGCUGAAGAUGUUCGACAAGCUCGUGAAUUCCUUUCUAAGUUAGGUGACCUUAGCCAAACCCAAAUCUUUGCCAAGAUUGAAACUGUGGAGGGAUUAACCCAUUUUGAUGAGAUUCUACAAGAGGCAGAUGGUAUUAUUCUAUCCCGUGGGAAUUUGGGUAUCGACCUCCCACCCGAGAAGGUGUUUUUAUUUCAGAAAGCUGCACUUUACAAGUGUAACAUGGCUGGAAAGCCUGCCGUGGUUACUCGUGUUGUGGACAGUAUGACGAACAAUUUAAGACCUACUCGUGCAGAAGCUACUGAUGUUGCAAAUGCGGUCCUUGAUGGGAGUGAUGCAAUUCUUCUGGGGGCUGAGACUUUGCGUGGACUGUAUCCAGUAGAGACUAUUUCUACUGUUGGUAGGAUUUGUGCUGAGUCUGAUAAGGUGUUCAAUCAAGACUUGUACUUCAAGAAAACUGUCAAAUUUGUUGGGGAACCUAUGUCUCACUUGGAAUCCAUUGCCUCCUCAGCGGUCAGGGCUGCCAUUAAGGUGAAGGCUUCAGUUAUUAUUUGCUUCACUUCAUCUGGAAGAGCUGCAAGAUUAAUUGCUAAAUAUAGGCCCACAAUGCCGGUUAUAUCUGUUGUCAUUCCUAGGCUGAAGACAAAUCAGUUAAGGUGGAGCUUUACUGGAGCAUUUGAGGCUAGGCAGUCUUUGAUAGUAAGAGGCCUCUUCCCUAUGCUUGCUGAUCCACGACAUCCUGCGGAGUCUACUAGCGCAACAAAUGAGUCAGUUCUAAAGGUUGCUCUGGAUCAUGGGAAAGCAUAUGGAGUAAUUAAGUCGCAUGACCGAGUUGUUGUUUGUCAGAAGGUUGGGGACGCAUCAGUGGUAAAGAUUAUCGAGCUCGAAGAUUGAAAUGACCUUUCCAGAUUUUUUCUGCUAAUUUUUUGAAGUGACCGUUCUCUUGGUGCUAUCCACCACCAUAUGAGGUAUAAUCAUGAAUUAAUACAUGGUUUUGUUGGAGAUUGAGGAGAUCUGAUAAGUGAGAAAAUGUAAAAUGACUCAAGAAAACAUUGUUAACUUUCCCAAAUUUAGAAGCCAUGGUGUACAUGGCAAAUCUUAAUUUAUUCACAACUUCUUGUUCAACCAAUGCCCAAUUCAUAUUCAUGAUUUCCGGGUAGUUUCAUUUCUUGAUCA
Molecule: messenger RNA, 2071 nt
Organism: Cucurbita pepo subsp. pepo (vegetable marrow)
Lineage: Eukaryota; Viridiplantae; Streptophyta; Magnoliopsida; Cucurbitales; Cucurbitaceae
Product: pyruvate kinase 1, cytosolic
Biological process (GO): glycolytic process
Molecular function (GO): magnesium ion binding; potassium ion binding; pyruvate kinase activity
Source: RefSeq, a predicted model, not a curated record